UCGUGAAAGUGUUGGGGCGAAAAUGAAAAACUAGAAAAAGUUGUUUCCCAUUGUAUAGAGCUCCGAGAAAAGAGACCUGCUUUGCUUAACCAGAUAGGAAGCAAAGGUUUUUCAAAGCCUUCAAAGUCCAAGGUUGCAUAGGUUUCUCUGCUCAAGUGUCGGACGGAGAAAGCUUGCAACUUUGGUUCCAAAUUCUCUGACCGUUUGUGUUACUUUAUAUGCAUUGAAAUCAAGUUUGAGACAAGAAUAAUAAAUUGUGUGGUCGAUUAGUUAUGGAGCCUCUCUGGAAGCUUUUUUAUUUGCUGGAGCCUGCACCUAUUACUCUAGUUGUAACGGCAGUAGGCGUGACUUUUGGAUCUGCAUUUCGUGCUCUAAAUUAUGGGAAAGAAAUGGAGAAAAAUCGUGACUUAUCUGAAACAUCAAUUACAUUAGAUAGGUCCCAAGCACUCAUGAUACCGGUGAUGAGCUCUAUAAGCUUGCUUUUGAUGUUCUACUUGUUCACUUCCGUCUCACAACUCCUCACUGUAUUCACAGCCGUUGCCUCCGUCUCCUCCCUAUUUUUCUGCAUGUCUCCUUAUGUAGCCUAUUUGAAGUCACAAUUUGGUCUUGCUGAUCCAUAUGUGUCAAGAUGUUGUUCCAAGUCAUUUACGCGAAUCCAAGCGCUGUUAUUGCUGUUAUGCAUUGGUACAGUUGCUGCUUGGCUUGUUUCUGGACAUUGGGUAUUGAACAAUUUGUUGGGCAUUUCCAUAUGUGUUGCCUUUGUGAGUCAUGUCCGUCUUCCAAACAUUAAAAUUUGUGCGAUGCUUCUUGUCUGCCUAUUCGUAUAUGACAUAUUCUGGGUUUUCUUCUCUGAGAGAUUUUUUGGGGCGAAUGUCAUGGUAUCAGUGGCAACACAACAAGCCUCGAACCCAGUUCAUACUGUUGCAAAUAGUUUGAGUCUUCCUGGACUGCAAAUGGUAACGAAGAAGUUGGAAUUGCCUGUGAAGAUUGUCUUUCCCAGGAACUUAAUUGGUGGAGAGAUUCCUGGAGGUGCCAGAGACUUCAUGAUGCUUGGUCUCGGUGACAUGGCAAUACCUGCCAUGCUACUGGCAUUAGUCCUAAGUUUUGAUCAUCGAAGGAGCAAGGAUUUGGUAAAUCUGUUAGAUAUGCAUUCCUCAAAGGGGCACAAAUAUAUUUGGUAUGCCCUUCCUGGAUAUGCCAUUGGCCUGGUUACGGCUUUAGCAGCUGGCAUCUUGACACACUCACCUCAACCAGCGCUUCUUUAUCUGGUGCCUUCGACGCUGGGACCAAUUGUUUUCAUUUCUUGGAUAAGGAAGGAACUAGCGGAGCUAUGGGACGGACCCUUGCCAAGCAUGAACGAUAAGGCUCACCAGAUUGAAGUAUGAUCCUCGUAUCUGUGCGGCCGCUCAGCUCAGUGCUUGCUUGCAGAGCAAAAUGAAAGUUGUACAUUCCUUGGAAUGGAGAAUCCUCUAUUCCAACUUGAAAAAACCAAAACCGAUAUACGGAAUUAGCAAUCGAUGUUUAUUUUCCGAAUUUUGAUAUUUCAAAUAUUUCCGAUCCAAUUUCUUUGGCAACUAAUGAAUGAAAUGUACGUGUCAAUCUCGUCA
Molecule: messenger RNA, 1607 nt
Organism: Pyrus x bretschneideri (Chinese white pear)
Lineage: Eukaryota; Viridiplantae; Streptophyta; Magnoliopsida; Rosales; Rosaceae
Product: signal peptide peptidase-like 1
Exons: 4
Coding region: 273-1385 (370 amino acids)
Biological process (GO): membrane protein proteolysis
Cellular component (GO): Golgi-associated vesicle membrane; cytoplasmic side of endoplasmic reticulum membrane; lumenal side of endoplasmic reticulum membrane
Molecular function (GO): aspartic endopeptidase activity, intramembrane cleaving
Source: RefSeq, a predicted model, not a curated record